UCAUCCACGCCAUCAUCUAAAUUUAGCCCUAAUUAAAGACCGAACGCCUCCCAAAUUUCUUCCUCUCGGUCGUCCAGCGAUGCAGUUCUGGGAUGCUGAAGUGAAGCCCGGAGGAUCGUAUAAGGUCAAACCGGAGUACUAUAGUUAUUUUCGCAUCACAGAGGCUGUGCUUGCAGUAUCAGAUGUCAAUAAAGUAAAAUCAAAGGGGGGGAAAAAGGACAAGCCUGUCUAUGUCUACAUGAAAUUUAAGGAUGAAAAGCGAUGCCUUGGUUCCCUUUCUCCGAUGACAUCCAUCAAGAUGGAGUUGGACUUGUAUUGCCACGUGGAAGUUGAGUUAUGCCACUCCUCUAAGGAUACUAGUGUAUACUUUUACGGUCUUCACGUCGGUCCGAGGUACGAGGCAUCCGAUGAUGGUGGAUACAAUGACUUUCCAUUUACUGAUACCGAGAGCGAAGAAGAAUCUUCCGAAGAGGAAAUAGAACCGAUCCAUGAGGGUGGGCACUGGAGUUAUUUACGCUAUUGGAGUGCCAAAGUCAAUCCUGGAGAUCCUUUUAAAUGCAAACCUAAAGCAAAUAGCAUUUUGCACCUUUCACAGGCUGCAUUCAAACCUGAAGAAGAUGAUAAGCCUAUCUAUAUCUAUGUGAGUGCUGAUGGGUUUGAGAAGGAACUUCUUGGAACUCUUUCAGAAAGUGGAUGUCAACAAAUACCAUUUAACUUACAUUUUGACAAAGAAUUUGAGUUAUCUCACAACUCCAACAAAGCCAGUGUCUAUUUUUUGGGUCAUGAAUUUGCUCGGUCAGGGAGAUUCCACAAUGAUUCUGGGGCGGAGCCGUGGAAAGAUAUGCAUUAUUGGAGUGUCAAAGUAGAUCCCGGAUGUUCUCGUACAGUCACAUGUGAAGUCAGUACAGUUGUUCAACUUAUACAUGCUUCACUCGAAAAUCCAGGUGACAAAGAAUACGUGGGUGACGAAGACGUGCUUAUCUAUUUGAAAUUUGCGUGGUUUCCCAAGUCAGUUAUUGGAAGUCUUUCUGCAAUGAAAUGCACCCAGAUACACUUUAACUUACCUUUCGAACAAGAUAUUGAGUUAUCUCACUCCUCCAAGAAUGCUAGCGUCUGUUUUUUGGGUUAUGUAGUAGGUCAACAAGACCGUGAAUUGGGCGAGGUAGAAGUUCCUGUUGUUCGAAAUGGAAAUGACCGUGAAUUGGGCGAUGUAGAAGUUCCAAUUGUUCGAAAUGGAAAUGGCGCACAUGUGGUCAAGCAAGAACAAGGAGAAAUGAGUGCAGGAAAGGCUGAUGUGGACAAAGAGGAAUAUUCAACUUCUAAAAAGGCAACAAAACAUGAAGCGGCUACAGUUGAUGAGCCGAUGGUAGAGGAGGAUGAUGACAAGGAUGAUUCUGAUAAAGAAUCUGAUGAUGACAAGGAUGCAACUGGCAAUCAGCCUGCUGAAUCUGCUUCCAAAACUCAUGUUCUAGAAGAGAACACUGAGGUUGUUACCCCAGCUGGAGGACAGAAAUCAGGUUGGGAUGGAAACAGUGACAAGCCGAAGGAGCAUAGUUCUAAUUUUAUUAUUUCGCGUCGAUCCAGUCCACCAAAUAAGGCUUGGGAAACUCACUUGUUCUGGAGUGCAAGAGUGCAGGGUGGAAUGCAUAUUGAAUACACACCUGAAGCUGAUAUGAUUGUGCACCUUUCACAUGCUUCACUUGGAAAAUCAAAGGAUGAUGGAGACGUGCAUAUAUAUGUGGAAGUUGAUUGUGACAAGUCACUUAUUGGAAUUCUUUCUCCAGGAAAAUGCACCCAGAUACCGCUGAAUUUAUUUUUACAUAAAAGUUUCCGUUUAUCUCACUCCAAGAAUACUUGUGUCUACUUUUUUGGUGAUGAAUGCCUUCAGCCAGAUGAAUAUGGUUCCGCUGAUUAUUCUGAGAAUGAAUUGGACGAUGAAGAUGCUCCUGGAGCUAAAAAUGCAACUGGUGGUGAUGAAAAAAGUGACACGUCAAAGAAGCGGACGCCUGAAUCCAUCGACUCUGAACUUUUAAAGUUGCAUGGAAGGAAUUUCGAUUCUGAAACUGUUCUUCCAGCUGACAAGAAAGCCAAGCGUGAUGAGCAACUUUAAGCGGUCCGGGUGGGUUUCUAAAUGUGCAGUUAGUUUAUGUCCAGGAAUUUCGAUUCUGUAACUAUUCUUCAAGCUGAUAUGAAAGCCAAGCAG
This is a messenger RNA of Asparagus officinalis (garden asparagus), 2203 nucleotides long. RefSeq lists its product as uncharacterized. The coding region runs from base 80 to 2110 and encodes 676 amino acids. Lineage: Eukaryota; Viridiplantae; Streptophyta; Magnoliopsida; Asparagales; Asparagaceae. The record is from RefSeq and is a predicted model, not a curated record. The transcript has 23 exons.